GAGUAGAGAGAAUACCGUCGAGUUGGGGCGUCGUCUCCUGCCGUCGCCACCGUCGAGCCGGACGUCAACUAGACAGGGAGAGUGGCCGAGUUGUUGGACGGACCACCGCCUUUCCCGUCCACUCUCUGCUACCACUUUUCAAUUUCGUGUGUGCUUUCAUCCCGUGUGUACAUCCGAUCAUAUUAUUUAACUAUUUAUUAUUAUUUACUUUUUAUCAUAAAUUAUAAAUUUAUAACAACCCCCGAUGAUCGAAAAUUAUUUCCAUACACAUUUUAAUUGACUUGUUUUUUUUUGCUUAGCCUGUCAACCCCUUAUUCGCUCCACGAGUUUAUUAUUUAAACUAUCGAGGAUACUGUGACCAAAUCCGGUGUGUGAUUUUUUUUAUUUACUUUUUUUUUGUAUAAUUUAAUAAAUUUUAUAUAGAUGGGAUAAAGAUAUUUGUCAAAAAUGUUACGAUGUCGUGUGUAACCGAAAGCGGUCGUGAUUGGAGUGACACGAUUAAAAUAAAUAAUAAUUGCGCGAAAUUAUCAGAAAUUUUAAAUCUGUCAAAGUACAACAGUCACUGCGCGCCGGUUAAUUAUUUAAAAUUAAUAAUAUCAUUAUCUAAAGUAAUUAAAACCAGUGAAUUACAAUGGCAGAUAUUCGAAAUAACUUUUGGAGCAGCAUCAACAACAACAACAACAAUAAAAACAACAACAACAGCAUCACCACCAGCAACAACAACAACAGCGUGUCAUUCAAAAGUUGUCACUGCCAACGUCAGUUAUCUAUUAGAACCACAACAACUACCACCACUUAUUACAAAUGCUGAUGAUCGUACCAUUGUAACUAUUGUUGUUGUUGUUAUUAUAACCAUCAUCAGUCUACAUACAGUUGUAGUUGUUACUGUACUUGUAAUCAGUAGUGUCUUGACAGCCGUCGCGGGUGUUUCAACAGUUCCUGUCAACUCCAUCACAGCACACCACCAGGUUAAAACACCCAGUUUAAGCGCGGCCUCAAUUACACGGGAAUGCUAGUCCGGACAAAAUCAACGUCACAGGCUUAUUGUUGCGGCUGGAGACGAGUCGAGUGGCCGCGGGACUUGGUGAGACGCACAAACGUCUACCUUUGAACGUCGCGGAGCUUAUCUACGACGUAGACGAGGUUGAGGGCUACACAAGUGUCGCCAGCCAGUUUGUAAUAACCUACCACAAUGGAUUGUGCAUUUUUUAAGCACAUACGAUGGCCGAUUCACGCGGCUUCAAGCCAAUAAAUUUGUGGAGCGGUGAUCCGGAUUCGGAGUGUCUUUACGAGGAGAUAUCAGGUCUCUCGUCAUCAAUUGAGCCUGAACGCCGUAGCGUAGGAUCAGGUACUAGUGAACAUAGCAGCCGGACAAAACGUAAAGUGAGUAGUCAGGAAACGCUCCAGCGUGCCGGAAGUGUUGGUCGUCGUGUGUACCAAGACCGCUCAGCAUCAGCUGGUGAAAAAACACCUCCGCAACCUCAAACCCGUCAUCACAGUAUUUCUUCAACUUAUCAGCAUCCGCAGCAUCAUCAGCAUCACCAGCAUCAACACCAACAUCAACAAAUUCAACACCAUCAAUUGCAACAACUGCAUCAGCAGCACUUACAUCAGCAACCGUACACAGAAACAACGCAGUUGCCGGGAUCAGUGCAUCAUCAGUUGCGUGAUCAAUUUGGUGGUACAAAUAGCAGCCCCAGGGUGGAGGAUCAAUAUGCCACACGAGGAUUCUACGGGGAGUCUUUACACGGCGCCCCAUUUGAGGCUUCAGCCUCAUUCAAGCUGACGAGGGGACGAACUGCUGCCCACUAUCAUCACUAUCAUCAUUACACCAGCAGUUUGCGGCGUCCUGGCGCAAGACCCGCACCUAGAUAUCACUUUCCACGCGGUGUAUUCAGUGAUGAGACGCAGGAAGAAAUACAAGAGGACGAUGAAGCUACUCUCAGAGAGUUGCUUGUAAGUCUGCAGAAACAGGUCAGCGUGAUGAGUAUGAACUUGAGCGCCAAGCUGGACGAGCUUCAGCAGCGGGGUGACCGUCAGCUCGAGACAACAGUGGCUCUUUGUGAGAUACGUACUCAGCUACAGGAACUCACCAAGAGCGUCGAGUCCUGUCAGAGCGAGGUCAGCGAAGUCAAACGGGAUAUGGUUGCGAUAAAGAAUAUUGUUCUUGUCACGCGUUGUCUGCAGCACGAACUGGACACGGUGCAGCAAGUCAAGGAGGAAAUUGAGGAAUUACGGGAGUACGUGGACCGACUCGAGGAACAUUCUCACAGACGGAAACUCAGACUUUUGGAACAGGGAUUAACAUUUUUCCUAGCGUACGCGAUAUUCGCUGCGGUCUUUGGAAUGCUUCAGUUCGGAUACAACACUGGAGUAAUAAAUGCACCUCAAGGGAAUAUUGCUAAUUUUAUGAAAGAUGUCUACAAAGAUAGAUAUGGUGAAGAUAUGCCUGAUUAUGUUGUUAAAAAUUUGUACUCAGUAGCAGUUAGUAUAUUUGCAAUCGGAGGAAUGAUUGGCGGAUUUAGCGGCGGCAUUAUUGCUAACAGAUUUGGCAGAAAAGGGGGAUUGCUAUUAAAUAAUGUACUGGGAAUAGUCGGAGCAUGUCUGAUGGGCUUCACCAAAGCGGCUCACUCAUACGAGAUGUUAUUUCUGGGGCGUCUUAUUAUCGGUAUUAAUUGUGGAUUGAAUACGUCACUAGUUCCCAUGUACAUAUCGGAAAUAGCACCACUAAAUUUGCGAGGUGGAUUGGGCACAGUUAAUCAGCUGGCUGUUACUAUCGGUCUCUUAAUUUCCCAAGUACUGGGUAUCGAACAAAUUCUGGGCACUAAUGAUCGCUGGCCUGUUCUACUGGGGCUGGCUGUCAUACCGCCUAUUGCACAACUACUGUUACUGCCAAUUUGUCCAGAAUCUCCAAGAUAUUUGCUCAUUACCAAACAGUGGGAAGAGGAGGCGCGCCGAGCAUUAAGAAAACUUCGAGCUAGCAACCAAGUUGAAGAAGAUAUAGAAGAAAUGAGGGCUGAGGAACGAGCUCAACAGGCUGAAUCAACAAUUUCAAUGGGCGAGCUUAUAUGCAGUCCAACUUUAAGAGCUCCUCUUGUUAUUGGUGUGGUCAUGCAACUAUCACAGCAACUUUCGGGUAUUAAUGCUGUCUUUUACUACUCGACGAUACUGUUCCGAAACGCUGGAUUGUCUGACGAAAGUGCCAAGUUCGCAACCAUUGGUAUAGGUGCUAUUAUGGUUGGUAUGACGUUAGUAUCCAUACCGCUAAUGGAUCGUACCGGUAGACGAACACUACAUCUUUAUGGUCUGGGUGGAAUGUUUAUAUUUUCCAUAUUCAUCACCAUUUCGUUCCUUAUAAAGGAGUUUUUCAAUUACGUACAGGAAAUGAUCGGGUGGAUGUCUUAUCUAUCAGUGGUAUCGACACUUAGUUUCGUAGUGUUCUUCGCCGUGGGACCUGGUUCGAUACCUUGGAUGAUUACUGCUGAGUUAUUUUCACAAGGUCCACGUCCAGCUGCCAUGUCCAUUGCUGUACUUGUUAAUUGGAUGGCUAAUUUCGUCGUCGGUAUCGGUUUUCCAAGCAUGAUGAUUUGCCUUGAUAACUAUACGUUCCUACCGUUCAGUGCAUUCCUGGCUGUUUUCUGGAUCUUUACGUACAAAAAGGUCCCGGAAACUAAAAACAAGACCUUCGAAGAGAUUUUGGCUCUCUUUAGGCACAACCACGACAGGAGCAGCUUACGGGACAGCAGACUUUAUGGGAGCAUGCUAAACAGUACGAAUGCAUUAGAGGGUCACAUACCGCCAGCGGAGAGCGCAGCCCUGAUGGUGGCCGAGGAGAAGCCACAUCCUGAUUCAUUUGUGUUUGCAGCUGGAUCAGAACGCUCUUCCAUCGCUCCCGCUCAGCCGGAGAGGGCACCGCCCCCGCUUCCCCCGCCACGCUUUCCGAACAGCGGUGUCUGACAAUGGGAAACUCCUCUUAAUAUUGGGAACUUUAUGAUAAUGAACACACCAAUACCACUGCUAUUGAGUACAAAUAGUCUCACAUUGGAGAAUCAUCUGUACGAUUUAAUAACAGAACGCAGUAAAGCUUGCGCUUCAUUCUUAAGAAAUAGUUUGAGACGCGCCACUUCAAAUGCUAACAAUAUACAAUGGAAUAUUAAUAUCGAGUCGGAUUUAAUUAACACCAGACAUCAAACAAAUUUAUCUACUUCUUCAAUUCACUAUUAAUAAUAAUCAUAAUAAUUAUUAUUAUUAUUAAUAGCAAUAGUAGUUGUUCAAAUUUCCGACUGCUGUCUCUCCAAAAGUGUUCACGUCACGUUUUAUUAAAAAAAAAAAUACCAUCAGCAAUGAAACGUCAAUAAUAAAUUAAAAAUUAAAUGGACAAUUAACGGUAUGAAAAUAAUAAUUUUUUUAUGCCUAUUUAUCAUUGAGUGCAAGUUAACUAAUUUAUUAAAAGACUCCAAAAAAUUUGGCGCGAGAAUUGAAUCGGUGAAUUUAAAAAUUUAAAUUAUAAGUAGACUUUUAUUAAUUUAAAUAAAAAUGUGCGACUUGUGGGUGUAACGGAAGGUUUUUCAGUGCACAAAUAAUAAUUACGAUUGUUCAUUAAUCUCGAUAAAUUUUACAAUAAUGAGAUAAGUAAUAACCUUUUACGUGAUUGUAAUUAUGUAAUUGGUAAACCUUCCAUUAUAUGUACAUAGAUUUUUUGUAUAUAAUUGUAAUCACUUAAAUUUCAUUUUAGAUUAAUAACAAACAAUUACUGUUUAUUCAUUUGAUAAUAAAUUGUGUACUAUAUUACUCGAUGGUAAUUAGAGUAAUUAAUUUUAUUUAGUUUAUUAAUUAUUGUUGUUUUAUAUAUUUAUUGAUGAACAGUAUUUUAAAAUCUGUGAUUUAUAAUUAUAAAUAUAUUAAAAUAAUGGAGGAAAAAAAUUAAUUGAUAAAUUUAUUGGUUAAUUAAUUAAUUAAUUAAUAAUUAAGUAAAUGUUGAUUGAAAAAAUUUAAUUGAAAUUAUAAUGAGUAUGCUGUUAAAUGAAGAUGUUAUUGAUUCGCAAUCUCAUAUCAAAUAACCAAAGGGUAAUAUAGUACUGUUUAAUUAAAACAAUUACUAUUUAUGAUUAUGAACUAACAGUCUUGUAUUUAUGUACUGGUUAUUAAUUUAUUAGUAGGCAAAUUGAAAAAAAAAAUUUAUGUCUGACCAAGAUAAAUUUAUCUACUUAAACUUAAAUUGAAUUUAAAAAGUCAGUUUAUUGUAUUGAUUUGAUAUUUAUUUUAUUAACCCAUUUUAUUAAGAUACAAAUAUGAGUAAUUGUUGCAGUAAUAGAAUUUUUUUUUUAAUAAUAGGUCAGCCCUUUGAAAAAUAAUUUAAAUAACUAUAUAUAUAUAUUUAUAAAAAUAUAUAUGAACCACAUAAAUACAAGGUGUUAUAUAUAAUCAAAGAAUUUGAGUUGUUAAGGGAAUUUUUAGACAGUGUCCCCAUUUUUUAAAAAUAAACAAUAACUGAACUGUCAGAGCCGCAUUAAAACGUUAUUAAUUAAUUAAAGAAAAGUUAAAACAUUAAUUAAAAAAAUGACGUUACAAUUUCGCCUUGAUAUAGAUUUGAAAAAAAAUUACGUAGGUAUCAAUUAGGAGUUAAACGAAAUUUAGCGUAUAAAAUUUGACGUUUGAAAUAUGAUAGGGUAGAAGUAGCAUUUGUGGUCACUGCUCCGUUUUUGGGCAUACAAAUCAUUAUUUUAAUUAAUAAAAAAUUAUAAAAUAAAAUUUCCAAUGUAACAGAGUAAUAAAAAUAUCUUUGUAUCCAUUUUAAAAAUUAAUUACGUCAUUGCGUCUUUUCAAAAUUAUUUCAUUUAAAUUUUUCAUGUUCAAAACUGAUUCUAAAGUGCCCGAAAACGGUACCUCUGCCCUACUGACAUCAAAAUUUUACUCAAAUUUAUUUACCAAUUUUCAUUUAGUUCCUGAUUGAUAAAAACUGAGUCAUUUUUUUCAAAAUCUAUGUCUCAGUGAAUCGUAACUUUGUCUUUUUUUUGCCAAUGCUUCUACUUUCUUUCAAUUAAUUGAUAAAAUAUCAAUACGGUCAUGACAGUUCAAGAUAAUUAGCUAUUUAAAAAAAAAAGGGGGGGGGGGAUAAUAUUUGAGAAUGUCCUUAAAAAAAAGUGUGUACACUGGAUUUACCAAAAACUAAAAUUAAAAAAUACGGCUGUAUAAAUUUUAAUCGCUAGCGUAUCCAUUCGAUAGACAAAAAAAAUUAAAUAAAAAUAUUAAGGGCCAGUUUUUCAAACCGGGGUUUUUUCUGAGUUUCAAUUAAUAUCACUAGUAUAUUUAUAUAUUAACAAUAUAUACAUAUACCAGCAAUAAUAAUUGCAACCCAGAUAAAAAAACUGGGCCUAAAUAUAUACAUAUGUAUUUUAUAAAUCGAAUGAACUUAUAUUCGAUUUGAGUACACACGUGUUCAUAAAUUUGUUUUAAAUAAACGCAUUAGAUAAAUUUUUUUUUAGCAGCUUCACUUAUUAAAUAAAUUAAAAACGUACAAUUUAUAAAACGACGAAUAGCUACGAUUAUAAUAAAUAAAUAAAUAAAUAAAUUUUAAAUUAUAACGAACGACAGCUAAUCGUUUUUAAAUAAAUACAAUGAAAAAUACAAUGAAUUUAAACGUUGCAUUAAUAUAUAAAUAUUCAAAUUUAAAUUUAAUUCGGUUUUUAAUUUAAAUUACUGAUAUAUCGUAUAGAAUAUUCAAACAAUUAACAAUAAAUGUCAUCGACAUUUAAAGUUAUGUGUAAAAUAAUUAUAAUGUAAUAACAAUAAUUAUGAUAAUAAUAUUUAUUAAGUCCGAGGCACAUUUUUCUUAGACGCGUAAAUUUGCAUACCACAAUUAGGUAAUAAACGAGCAAUAAUUGCAUAAAUAGUUUUGUUUUUGGUAUAAAUGAUUAUUGAUUAUUAAUAAAUAAAUAAAAUUGAUUAAUAAAUUUAGAUAGAGCCUUAAGAAAUUUGGAUCAGUCCAUCGAGCAAGUGAUUACUUAAAUAAAAAUAAAAACUAAUAAAUUAAAUUGUCAAAUAUAAUAAGUUCACUGCCAUUCAAAUGACUUGCGCUUUAAUGAUUAAAAAAAAAAAUGAUUUAAAAAUGACAUAAUUAAAUAAAAGCGCCAAAUAUUCCAUGUGAAUGUGUACAGUAUGUUAAUGUACUUAGUUAUAAUUACAUAAUAAUAAUGAGUUAUUAUGUAAAACUCAAUUUAGAUAUUAAAUAAUAAUAAUAAUUAUUAUUAUUAAUAUUAAUGAUAAAUAUAUAGGAAUAAUUACAGAGCUAAUGAAUGAAAAUGAUGCACGCUUUAAGGUAAUACUGCAAUUACACAUGUGGUCAAUGGUAAUACGUUCAUAAAUAAUAAAUUUUAUAAUAAUAAUAAGUAAUUACUAUUAAUGGUGUAAUUUCACUUUACGCACUGUAAAAUUUUCAUUAAUUAAUUGAUUAAUUAAUUAAAAAAAAAAAAUGACAGUGUGAUGGAUUAUUAUUAUUUAUUGAUCGAUAAUUAAUGAUUAAAAAAAUAAAAGUUCUUCACUUAAUCUUGUAAAUAAAACGUUGGAUCUAUUUAGUGUAGUGGAAAUAAAACUAGUUUUUAAAUAAUUGAUUAAUAAUUAUUAAAUAAUAAGCCAUGAGUUUAGACAAAAAGAUCUUGAUGCAUUUUCAAUCCAUAUAAAAGCUCUGUGAUUAUAAUUAAAAUAAUUAUAAAUAUAAAUUACGCUGAUAGAUUGCUAUGUAACUAGAAAUAAUUGUGUACAGUGCAGAGUGGUUUAAAAUUUAUAAUAACCGAGUUAUCAUUAUUUGGAGUAACUAAUAGUUGAUCGAUCAGUAAGAUCGUUAUUAUAAAUAUUAUUGAUUGAUUAAUUAAUUAUUUGUUUGUUUGUUUGUUUAUUUAUUGAUAAAUUUAAAUAAUGUUUUUUUGGAGAAAGUUCUAUGAGGACCAACUCCUGAUAAAUUUUAAAACUACGUAAAUUACAAUAUGUAUCGAAUAAAAAAAAUAUUAAAUGCGUAAGAAAAUUAAUAAUAAUAAAAAGAAAUUAACCAGUAGUAUCUGUUAAGACAUUUAAAAAAAUGAAUAGUAACAAGAGAAAAAAAAAUUAGUGACUAUGCUAAUUUCCUUAUAAAGAAAAUCUCCAAUCCUUCAACUUUAUACUAUCGUCAAUUUUGUUAUUCAAUGAAUAAAGAUACAUUAAAGACUAAUGCAUUUUAUGGAAA
Molecule: messenger RNA, 8218 nt
Organism: Microplitis mediator
Lineage: Eukaryota; Metazoa; Arthropoda; Insecta; Hymenoptera; Braconidae
Gene: Glut1
Product: glucose transporter type 1
Exons: 15
Coding region: 1222-3957 (911 amino acids)
Biological process (GO): monosaccharide transmembrane transport
Cellular component (GO): membrane
Molecular function (GO): hexose transmembrane transporter activity
Source: RefSeq, a predicted model, not a curated record